Molecule: messenger RNA, 1388 nt
Organism: Vicia villosa (hairy vetch)
Lineage: Eukaryota; Viridiplantae; Streptophyta; Magnoliopsida; Fabales; Fabaceae
Product: RING-H2 finger protein ATL3-like
Exons: 1
Coding region: 208-1029 (273 amino acids)
Source: RefSeq, a predicted model, not a curated record
UGGUGAAUACUCAGUCAAAAGUCCAAUAUGGAGGGAGGGAGGGAGGGAGGUUUGAAUCAACUCUUUUCCUUCCCUUCCCUUCCCUGCUGCUACCUAUAUAUCUUUCCCUCCUUCCUCUUUUUAACCUUCAUACUCAUUCAAACACAACUUGUAUUGUACCUUCCUCUCUCUCCCUCAAUUGUCUUUUAACAAGCACCAACAAUAAUAAUGACUGACUUGUCCCCCACAGCUGAUAAUCUCGGUCAAUCCACCGCCGUCGAUAUAACCGGCAAGAUCAUGGUUGUUAUCAUUAUAAUUCUCUUCUUCUUUGUUGUUACUUUUCUUUUCUUCCAUCUUUUCGCCAAGGGUUUCUGGUGGUCUCAUGAUAGCCAGGCCGAUAACAAUUCCCAAUCCCGCCGCCGCCGCCGUGGUCAACAGGCUGCUGUUCUUGGAGAAGGAGGUCUGGAUCCUUUGAUACUAAACUCCCUUCCCGUAACGGUGUUCAAUUCGGAAAAAGAUGGUUUGGAUUUGGAGUGUUCAGUUUGUCUUGCUGAACUAGUUGAAGGUGAAAAAGUGAGGGUUUUGCCGAAAUGCAAUCACAGGUUUCACAUAGAUUGUAUUGAUAUGUGGUUCCAAUCUCAUUCAACCUGUCCCCUUUGCAGAACAACACUUGCCCCUACUACUCCUUCUUCACAAGUAGUAGAAAUAGAACCAUCAUCCGCUGCUUUUCCUACAAAUGUCUUGAUUUGGGGAAACCACGAUCAAACUGUCUCUUCUACUACUACUAGUUCGGAACAAAACACUUGUUCUUCAUCUUCUUCCUCAUCCGAGGGAACAAGUGAUGAUGGAAUGUUGAGGAUUGAUAUACCCAAUGACAGUGAGGCAACUACUUCAUCAUCCUCGCCCACUGCAGGAGGAGGGAGAUUGAGGUCGUUGAAGAGGCUUUUAAGCAACAGCAGACUAAAUCCUUGGAGUCCAACUGCUGCUGCUGCCACUACAUCUCUCCAACAACAAACAAAACCAAAGGAAUCAGCAGCACAACACAGCUGAGCUACCUAUAGUGUGGAUGGAACUCCAAUUUACCAAUUCAUUAUUCUUAUUGUUACUUGUGUGUAUAUAUAUAACAUAUACGCCCGCCCAAAUUCAGGCAGCGGCAAUCAAUACAGAUUCUUCUCUUUACGCAUUCAAUUCAUCAUCACUCAACUUCUAUUAUUACAUAACCUCAUUUAUCAUGCUCAAUUUUAGUAUAAACUUCUAUUACAUAAUUUAAUUCAACCAACUAUCAUCAAUAAUAAUCCAUUCAAUUAUUUAAUAUAUCGGUUAUACUAAUCCUAGCUUUCCACCCAAAUCAACAUCAUGCUAGAAUAUAAAAUUAUUUGUAAUGAUGAAUCACCAAUGUAAAAAACAAA